Physcomitrium patens is the source of this 3240-nucleotide messenger RNA. RefSeq names its product multicopper oxidase LPR1. NCBI's taxonomy places the organism in Eukaryota, Viridiplantae, Streptophyta, Bryopsida, Funariales, Funariaceae. The record is from RefSeq and is a predicted model, not a curated record. Gene Ontology annotation, molecular function: oxidoreductase activity; copper ion binding.
AUAAACAAGUGCAUUUCGAUCAGUGUAGUGAUCAAGUAAAAUUGUGACAUUGAGGUUUUUGGAUCGUAUGCAAACAAAACCUUGCAGUAAUACUGAUGAUUGUGGUCUAGAAUGAUUUGCAAUGAGAGAGGGGGUUGGCAUAUCAAAUCAUACUUGCCCGUACUGGGUACAAGGUGACCAUAUUGUGAGGAGCUCAGCAUAAGGUGUGUGCUGCAGUAGUCCCAGAAUUGGCUACGUCACAGUUUCCACCAGCAUUUGUGGCAGUCACCGCACUCAAAGAAAGUACCCCGAGCAUUAAUCUUGCCGUCAAUCCUAACCCCUGGAAGUGCAUCCUUUUGCUUCGAAUCUUACUGUACCUGCAGCAGGGUCUCGAACCAUUCGUCCAACCUGUGUUGCUUGCCAUCCCCAGUGGGCUGUCGUUCCAGUUAUCUUGCAGGCCGCGGUAUUACCCCAUUCACUUUUUUUAAAGCGGCAAAAUAUUGAAGAUGUGUCCAAUUCAUCAACGUCCAGAUGCUCAAGAUGACUUACAAAACCAAGGGCUGAAAUGAAUGUAAGCGCCGAGAAUAACAGAUUCUUCUACUAAACAUGAGUCCGAGUUGUUCCUGUGCGCAAGGUCACACUUGUCUGCACCUCAGGCUUAAAUGAUCACUACAUUUCCAGAGUCUACUCUGAAGCCUCCUGUAGACGAUGUUUCUCCUUUGAAGAGGAUUAUGUUCCUCUGCUUAAUUCAGUUGCAAGCUAGAACGCCGCUAGAUAAUUUUGGUAUGGUAGAUCGGUACAGUCGUGCGUAGCCAACUUCACGAGAAAGUUGUCUGUGUCCUUCAAAUGUUUAUUACUUCAUGGUUCCUGCAGCAAUAACUGUUUCCAGGUAUACCUGGAAAGUGUCACAAUGGAGUUGACGAGGAGCAGAUUGUGUUUACUUGUCUCGUUGUUAGCAUGGGCAUCUUGCUUUCAAGGUGCCACUUCAGAACUUGAUGCCGCUAUUUCACAAUGUCAAGAACUAGCGCCAUCUCCACCACUCGCCAAGUUCGUGGACGAAUUGCCUAGACUCAAAGAUAUACGCGUGUGGGUUGACCAACAAAUCAUUGUUGGUGCAUUCAAAAUCCAACAGAAAUUACACAGAGAUCUUCCUCCAACAACUUUGUAUGCAUAUGGGACAACCUACGAAUCAGCUUCAUAUCCUGGUCCAACGAUUGAAGUCAUAGAGAAUGUUGUGUCGCACAUUCGAUGGGAGAACCACAUUACUGAUAGCCAGCAUAUGCUAGCUCUUGACAAGAGUAUAAUGUGGGCGAACCCUCGUUCGGGCGGUGUUCCCACGGUCACUCAUGUUCAUGGAGCAGAGGCGCACAGCACCUCCGACGGGCACCCAGACGCAUGGUUCACAGCGGCUGGCGAUCACGGCAAUGCUUACACGACACAGAACGGCACCUAUCCGAACGCACAGCCACCAACCAUGCUAUGGUACCACGAUCACACUUUCGGGAUCUCAAGGGUGAAUGUCCUGGCUGGUUUGGCGGGGCUGUACAUUAUAAGAUCCAACGAAGACUCACCAGAUUGGAUGCCGAAGGAGAAAUUCGAAAUUCAGCUUGUUUUGCAGGACAAACAAUUCUUCUAUAAUGGCUCUAUCAAUUUUCCAAACGUAGGCAACUCUCCUACGAACCAUGCGCAGUGGUGUCCAGAGUACUUCGGCGACACAAUUCUUGUCAACGGCAAAGCCUGGCCAUAUCUACAAGUGAAACCUCAAAUGUACCGGUUCCGUGUAUUGAAUGCCGCCAACGCCCGUGUCUUCGAGCUAUCAAUGGAGAACGCAAACCUCUCCUUCGUGCAAAUUGGCACCGAUCAAGGGCUGCUGGAGAAACCUCAAAGUUUGAAGAUUCUCACUGUUGCACCAGCGGAGAGAGUGGACUUAAUUGUUGACUUCUCCACAGUCCCAGGUUCCGAGGUCUUUCUGAACAAUUCCGGCCAAGCACCUUACCCUGAAGGCGAUGCAGCAUUCAGCCCCGAGAGUACCCGCAGUGUGAUGAAAUUCAUCGUUUCCAAUGACGUAAAUCAAAACGCCUCUAUCACAACCCAGACGUUGAGCAUGAUUCCUGCCGUCCUAAAAGAGCCAGAAGCCCUAAUCAACACAACAAACGCUCAAUGGAGAAGUUACUUUAUGUUCGAGAUGGACGACCCCAACGGCAAUCCCCUGAGCUCUCUCCUCUCCAACCUCACAUGGAAUGAUCCCGCCACCGAGACACCGACCAAGGGCGCCACCGAGGUAUGGGAAUUCAUCAACCUUACCCCCGACGCACAUCCCAUGCACAUUCACCUCAUCAAAUUCCACCUCCUCAACCAGCAAGAGUUUAAUCUAAAACUCUGGGAAGAAGGCGGGUGCGACUUGUUCAACGAUGCAUCCCGCUGCCUCGUCGGAGAGCCGACACCAGGGCUCCUAAACCAAGUCGGCCCGAAAGACACCAUCCUUGCGAUGCCAAAUAAGGUCACUCGAUUGGUAAUGCAAUGGACUGCUCAGAAUGGAGGCGACUUCCCCUUCGAUCCCACUACAGGCCCUGGUUAUCUAUGGCACUGCCAUAUCCUCGACCACGAAGACAACGAUAUGAUGCGGCCCAUCAAGAUCACCAGGCAAGCUCAUCUCUUCGCCUCGCUCUCGAAUCUUCCCGCCAGUCCUGCACCGGGUCGAAGCCGAGCUUCACCAAUCCAGCAACUCCCUUCUCCACCAGCCAUCCUCGCAAUUGCCAUUGCCCAUGCGACGGUGGCGAUCUUCACCGCCAUGACGUAAAUCUCGCUUGCACUCUGGGACGACGACGACGACGCCGAAAACAAGUUUAGGGCCUUGAUUUGAUUGGCUUUGCGUAGAUGGAUGAACUUUCCGGAGCAGUAAAUGACGGAUGAUGUGGUUCAUUCAUCCAUAAUUCACGAUUUCUUAUCAGCCCGUUCUUCUAGGAACUUCCGAAUACGAGUUCAAAUGGACUCAGCUUAUUGCAUGAAGUGACUUUACCAGCCAAAGCUUAUCAACAGCUUAGGUGAAGAAGCCUCAAUUACUGGAGUUUAGGGUUUAAGGGUUGGUGACGAGUUAUGCUCUGUAAGCUAUGCGGAGUUAUAUAAUAGUUGUAGACUUCUUAAGUUUAGGGGCCAUUAAUCCCUCUUGACUGAGUGUGUUAUGGAGCAAAGCUAAUAUACACACCCUUUGUUCUUUUCAUGAGUUCUGAUGCUGUCAAUCUUAUAUUUUACUUUAUUUUA